UGCACUCGCAUUUAACCCCUUAUCAUUUGCGGUAGGAUAAUGUUAAUGGUGAAUGUGUUUACGAUACUUUGAUUGGGCUUUGUGGUGGAACUGUUAACGAGCAUAGCGUUCUCGAAUCUUCCUCGCCAUGAAAAGUGUCGACGAGACGUUUCCAAUGACUCGGGAGGAAUUGGGUGAUAAUGAAUAAACAAGGUCGUCGUCAUGAAAACAGCUUUCUCCGAGAAUUCCGUCGAAGAUUAGUCGCGUCAACGAUCAAUUAUAGACGAUUGGGUGAUAUAACGAACUAUUUAAGUAACGUCUCUCGAUAAUCAAGAUCUCAAAGGGGUAUCGCCAACGCGACCGAACAAUUGUCGGCCGGACCUUGUCAUUCAUAUCGAUCGUCGCUAUUGCUCAUCUGAUUACACGUGCGCCCACGAAACCGUUACGGACAGCACGUUCGGCGCGUAUAGGUUAUGUUCGCGACUCUGCUCUCGGUGAGAAGAACGGAGCGACCUUACGACAGCAGCCGACUAUCGUACGUGGAUCUCGAUGAUUAUUCGUCACGUUUGCAUCACGUUUCGCACGAUCUUUGUCUCGAGCUGGGUCCUCCGCUCACUUGACUUCGGCUAUACAAUACCAGUAAUUUCGUAACAGCGCGAUAAAACGAUCGUUCCUCUUACCAUCGUCGAGCCGAAGCAUAAUUAUCACGCGUGCGAUACGAUCGAAGGGUACCAACGUCCUCAGGAGAAGCGCAAUAUGCUGACUCAACGAUUGAGUAACCGGAGGUUGCUGGUCGACUUCCUGGCGCUGAUGUUCGGUUUGGGCGCCUGGAUCGGCGUGAACGGAGUCUACGUGCAACUACCUCUCAUAGUGCACACCGCCCCGGAAGGAUGGACUCUACCUGCUCACAUGGUGAUGCUGGUGCAAAUAGCGAAUUUGGGACCGAUACUGUACACCCUGUACAUAAAGUACUCGGCUUGGGUGUGCGACCGAUACAUCAUCUAUGCGCUCUUGGCCGCCGCGUCGUGCUCCACCGUUAUCCUGAGUUUUCUCCACGGUAAAACUUCGGUGAUUUUCGGUAACGAGCACUCGACCGCCCUGCUGUCGCUGAUGUUCGUGACGGCCCUCGUCGGCUGCACGAGUUCCGUGCUCUUCAUGCCGUACAUGAGGAACUACCGUGAGAUUUACCUGGUGUCUUACCUGGUCGGUGAAGGACUGAGCGGAUUCGUGCCGAGCGCGGUCGCGCUGAUCCAAGGGGUGGGCCAGCACAAUCCACAGUGUGUAAACGUCACCGAGCCGGGCUCGGAUCACCUGAAGUUCGUGGCCACUUCGUCCGACCCGAGAUUCUCCUCCCUGAUAUUCUUCGUCUUCAUCGGCACUCUCCUGUGCCUGAGCUUCCUCUCGUUCCUGGGCCUGAACGUCCUGCCGGUCGCGAUCGGGGAGAGGGUCAAGCUUCCGUGCAGUAUGGAAGCCCUGCCGACUGACACGACGGCACCGCCGAGUUACAAGACCAAUUCUGGCUGGAAGAUGCCGAGGAACGUGUAUUAUUACUUGCUGGUCAUGAUGGCUGUGGUCUGCUUCCUCGGGAACGGCACUUUACCGAGCAUACAGUCGUACUCGUGUCUACCAUAUGGCAGCGUCGCGUACCAUCUGACGGUGACGCUCGCCGCCAUAGCCGGCCCGUUGGCCAUGAGUCUGGGUUUCUUCAUAAACACACCGGCGGUCAAGCUGCUCAACGUUCUCAUGGCGAUUGUCCUCGUCCUGUCCGGCAUUAUCUGUUAUCUGGCCGCGAAGUCGCCUCAUCCUCCCUUACAGAACACAUGGCAGGGUGAACUACUAGUGGUCGUUCUGUGGAUAGUGGUAUGCGGUCUGAUAGGAUUCGUCAAGAUGGGCAUCACGACACUGUACAGGCCCGAUCCUGGCCGGGGCCUCUAUUACACCGGCGUCGCCACACAAAUCGGAUCGUUGAUAGGCGCGAUCACCACGUUCGUUUUAGUCAAUCACGCGAAGGUAUUCAAAUCUUACUCCCCUUGCGACUAUCUCACGGCAGAUUAACGUAUCUCGUAUUUAGCCGUAGUCACUUAUUUGCAUUGAUAACGUCGCGAGGAAAGACCGUUCCGCGACAAGUCCGAGACAUUAAACUGUUUGAUAAUACGUUCUAGUUUCUAUUAUCAAAGCUUCGUCUCGCACAGAGAUGAAGCGUGUCGCUAUGUGGUUUUUAUCUGAUUUUUAGAAAUAUGGAAAAAAAAAACAUUACUAACUGUACUCUAGGUCGCUCAUUUGUUUGUUUAUUAGGCAAAUGGGGAGCAAUUUAUUAUUCCUUUUACUCACGUUUUAUGUUAGCACACAAUCUCGUCAUUGUUUAUAUAAACGAAUGGCCGUAAUUGUACUUGCAUAUACCGUCGACAAGAUGCAUACCGCACAUCGCAUAUGCAGUGCGAGUGUGACUUAUGAACUCAAUUUAGGGAUUAACUGCAAUAUCAUUAUGGCGGAUUAAAGGCACACGGAUGCAGUGGUGCAUUUUCAACAUUGCAACAUCGCGUUAUGCAGAUUCAAGCACAUUGGAUCCAAAGCGUCGAUACACCCAACAAUCUGACGACAAUAGAUCAGACUGACAAUUAACGCAAGCACGGUCUGCCGUGAUGCUUAUGCGGAUAAUUGUCUAUGUUAAACGUAACAUUCGAAUAACUUACGUGCAGCCUUCCGUUUGCGGCCUAGUUCGAGUGAGUUCGAAUGAGAGUGCAAGAUAUCUUCUUUCAUGAUCAAUGCGCAAAUUCCAUAAUUUUAUCUGAUAAAUUUUAUCUAGCUGAUUACGAAGCAGUCGAUAAAAGGGGCUGUAUUUCUUCACUUCCUAACGCGUUGAAACCAGGCUCAGAAAGCUAAUUCACACAGCUUUUUGACGCUGCUCUCAGUAAACUCGUGUGUGGAAACUUAUCAUCACUUGAACUUAACAUACUGUAUCUGUGAUAUUUUUCGAAUACUUCAACUCGCAAAUGUCAGUAUUGGUGUAAGUGGUGGUUUAAUUGACGCAAUCCAAGUGGCGAUAAUUAUUAUUCUGUAAUUAAUGAAAGAUCCAUGAAGGCAAAUCGGUGAGACUGUUUGGCAUGUUACACAAUAUAAUUGAUGAUAAUGUAAUAAGGAAGAAUUUGUGAAAUGACCUUCACUUUGAACGUUAAAUGUAGCGAUAUGGUCAUCCAUCUGCCCGUGAUCUCGUUCAGCUUACAUUGUGCAUAUCUGCUUGGAUCGACAUCAAUAUGGAAUUUAUCGAAACGCCACUGCUCGUCAAUAUUUCGCUUCGAAAAAUUGCGAAUUACCCGCAUAGCAAUAGUGACGUAAUCCGCGAACACGUGAUAUACGCCUUCCUGUCUGCAGGUAAAGUUCAAUUAAUUUUUCGUAUAUAUUUGUUGCAUUCGCAAGUUCUCGCUAUGACACUGAAAUUUCUUUUACGACAAGCUAUGAUUGUUUAUGAGAGGCUUUUAAGAAGGUCUAAUGCUACUGUUUAUCUCAGCAUUGCUCUUCGUCUCGGCGUCUCUCUGGUCGGUUGCUUCAGCUCCGUACUGUUGACAUUUUAGUCCAUAUUCUCAAUUCACUUUCAUUGAUAAAAGUGGCUUAGGAACCACUUGAAUGGCUGAGAAGCCACUUUUAUACUUUUAUCGAUAAAAGUGAAUUGAGAAUGCCUUUAUCUCGAUAAUAUCUAUAUCGCGUUCUAAUCUCAUAACAUUUAUGCCGCUUUUAAUCUUAUCAAUGCAGUGUAAUCAAGCAAAUUUGCUCAGCACGUUCGACUUAAUAAAUUUUCAAAACAUUUGCAACCUUUUGAUACAAAAAAAGUGUUUUGACAACAAUAAACAUUCUGUAGUACAUCAGGUACGACUUCAAGAAGGAGAUAAAGUGUGUCUUUAUGAAUAUAAAAGUAUAGGUAAUAGAAAUGUUAAUUUCAGUUAAGCUGAAAAGAUAUAUAUUUUCCACAAUUAAGCUGAGAAAAUAUACAUUUGAAUUUUAUAGUACGAAGAAAUAUAUUUUAUACGAACACACAGUAUCAGUAUGUGGUGUAGGGGACAUGCUUUUCAUGUUAAUUGUAAUAUUUCAAUGAUUUAAGGCUCCUGUGUCCUCGCUUUGGUUGUUCUCAUUUGGUAACGUCAAAAGCGAGAAAUCGAAUGCGUUAUCGAAGAAAGACAAUCAUAGCGAAGACGAAAAAGCUUAAACCAAUUGGACAAGUUAAGAAAUAUCGCACACAUUUGUAAUAUACAUGUGUAUUUAGAAAUUCUCUGUAUAGACAUGUAUAUCCAGUAGCAGAUGAAAACAAAAAAAAUAUUCUAAUGUGAAAAGUAUGUUUAUAAGUUUUAUAUAGGCUUUUACAUACAUACAAAAAAACGAAUAUUGCUACUUAAUAAAUUAUAUAUA
Molecule: messenger RNA, 4380 nt
Organism: Dinoponera quadriceps
Lineage: Eukaryota; Metazoa; Arthropoda; Insecta; Hymenoptera; Formicidae
Product: solute carrier family 52, riboflavin transporter, member 3-A
Exons: 3
Coding region: 736-2034 (432 amino acids)
Biological process (GO): riboflavin transport
Cellular component (GO): plasma membrane
Molecular function (GO): riboflavin transmembrane transporter activity
Source: RefSeq, a predicted model, not a curated record